AAAAAGGCAUUGACCCACAACAGAGAAACAUCAGUGCGAUACAUGAAUUAUGUGUUAUUAAUAAGCUGCCAUUUAAAUCAACGCCAGAAAAGAGCCGUCUAGACGUUUACAGGACCGGCAAGGAUGCCUUCUUCGCAUAAAUUUGGAUCUGUAGCACAACUUCCUGACAUCCUGAAACAAUAUACUAAAGACUGCAUUAGAGCUCAGCCUGCUGAUAUAAUCCAAUGGUCUACAGAUUAUUUUCGUAAUCUUACAAAUGGAGGAUACCGUCCAGGAAAAUCAAGAGAAGAACGAUCAUCAUCUCUACCUCCCUGCAAACCAACACUUACACCUGGUUUAUUACGGGCCUUACAUGCACAAGUAAAUGGAAGAUUAAUUGUACAAUCAAAAGAGAUUGAACAAAAAUGGAAUGAUCUUGGUCUGCCACCGGACAUUCUAAGACGCAUAAUGACUGUGGGUGGCUUUGGCGUGGAGAUUGAAUGGAUGAAAUUCUUUGCGUUGGGUUGCAGCAUUCUUGAUCCUAAUAUUACAAACGCCAUGAAGUAUGCCUUUGAAAUUUUAAGCUCAAGUGAAGAUGGUGGUCGAAUCCCUUACACUACAUUUAGAUUCCUCUACAGUUACCUUGCCAUGAUAGAUGGUGAAAUUCAUCGAUCACAGAUUGAGAAAAUGCUGAACAACAUUGAGCGGCAAGUUGCUGAAAAUGAUGGACUUGUCAGAGUGAGCGAUUUCACCAACUGCUGACUGCACAAGUAAUAUAUCAUCCAGC
Rhincodon typus (whale shark) is the source of this 766-nucleotide messenger RNA. Its product is annotated as ropporin-1-like. The coding region runs from base 124 to 741 and encodes 205 amino acids. NCBI's taxonomy places the organism in Eukaryota, Metazoa, Chordata, Chondrichthyes, Orectolobiformes, Rhincodontidae. The transcript has 6 exons. The record is from RefSeq and is a predicted model, not a curated record.